AUGAAAAUCACAAUCACAAAACCAUUCAUCCUAAGGUGCUUCCUCGUUUCCCUCUUUCUCUCCCUCCCCUUCCUCUUCCUCUUCCUAUUUUCUCAACAACCCCACCAUUCCAUCACAACCAAAGACCUCAGAAUCCGACCCGGUUACUCCUCCUACGAGGCCUACAUACAGCGUCAGCUAAACAAGACCCUCAACCCAAGACUCCGAAAAAUAUGGACAACCCGCGACUGGAAUCGGAAGAUCCCGGUUUUCGCGCGCUUCUUCGAGGACCUUAAGGAGAAGAAGCUUCUGGAAAACACGUCCAAAGCGCUGUGCAUCGGUGCACGCGUGGGGCAAGAGGUAGAAGCGCUGAGACGAAUCGGGGUGGUUGACUCGGUGGGAAUGGACCUGGUUCCUUACCCGCCCCUGGUGAUUAAGGGUGACUUUCAUAACCAACCCUUCGAAAACGACACAUUUGAUUUUGAGUUCUCCAACGUUUUCGAUCACGCGCUGUAUCCACAACGGUUUGUGGCGGAGAUCGAACGCACGUUGAAGCCCGACGGCGUGUGCGUUUUGCACGUGGCUUUGUCGAGGCGUGCCGAUAAGUACUCCGCUAACGACCUCUACAGCGUCAACCCCCUCGUCGAGCUCUUCAAGCAUUCCGCUUUGCUUCACGUUCGCAGCGUCGAUGGUUUUGGAUUGGACACCGAGGUUGCGUUUCGCAAGAAGGUGAAACCUCCUCGUCAUCAUGCGUCAUAG
Messenger RNA from Abrus precatorius (Indian licorice), 738 nucleotides. RefSeq lists its product as uncharacterized. Gene Ontology annotation, molecular function: S-adenosylmethionine-dependent methyltransferase activity. The record is from RefSeq and is a predicted model, not a curated record. The coding region runs from base 1 to 738 and encodes 245 amino acids. The transcript has a single exon. Lineage: Eukaryota; Viridiplantae; Streptophyta; Magnoliopsida; Fabales; Fabaceae.